AUGGAGGUGGAUGAACGAAACACGCCAACCGUCGUCCUUCAAACAGCUAUAUUUGCCUUGGUGAUGGUCCUUUCACUUCUUGGAAACUCUAUGGUCUGCUAUGCUGUGCGCAGAAGCCCAAGUCUUCGUAGUCCGAGCAACUACUACAUCAUUUCCCUGGCACUAACCGAUAUUUUCCAAGCUCUGUUCAUUAUGCCGUUAUCUGUUGUUUUUCUAGCUACUGGGAAAUGGCCUUUUGGAUCGCAUCUGUGUCAUUUCGUAGCCAUCACAAAGAUAUCCCUGGCAAAAGUCUCAACGUUUACCAUGGGUCUGAUGGCGUUGAAUAAAUAUUACAAGAUAGCGAAGCCAGCCAAAUUUCCAAGUAUUUUCACCAAGAAAUUCAUCAUUGCCUCAGCAUUGGUAGUAUGGUUGGAACCCUUUGUGUUCUUUCUCCUUGUAGUCUUUGCCGUCAAUUUCGGUGUGAGACCAAUCCUAGGCUUCGCCACCUGCGUCAUCGAUUUAAAUCCCUUAGCUCUGCCUGUCUACAUAUUCCAAACCUACUCCCCUUAUUGCGUCAUUGGGUUUUGCUACUGGAAAAUUUACCGAUUUGUGAGGAUGCACAAUGAAAGCGUAUCAUGGCAAAGUGCCAAUGUGAAACAUAUUAACGUCAGCAAAACCUUGUUUGUUACUGUCGUCGGAUUCGCAAGUCUUUGGGUGCCUGCACACGCCAUGUUUAUCAUGUCAAUUUUAACAUCAAUUCCCCGUCAGCUUGAAAUUCUUGUGACACUUUUAGCGUUCACAUCCAGUUGUGUAAAUCCUUUCAUUUAUGGCUUUAUGAAUCGCGCAUUCAAAAUCCAAUUCAAAAACAUAUUUGCGCCACGAAAUACUAACUCGAUAGCCGCAGAAUCUGCCGGCCGACAUUAG
Pocillopora meandrina is the source of this 903-nucleotide messenger RNA. NCBI's taxonomy places the organism in Eukaryota, Metazoa, Cnidaria, Anthozoa, Scleractinia, Pocilloporidae. The record is from the annotation of a GenBank genome assembly.